This is a messenger RNA of Lactuca virosa, 2696 nucleotides long. The record is from the annotation of a GenBank genome assembly. NCBI's taxonomy places the organism in Eukaryota, Viridiplantae, Streptophyta, Magnoliopsida, Asterales, Asteraceae.
AUGGUGGGAGGGUCUUCUGUAACUCCAAUUCAGAGAAGAUUCCCGAGGGUUUAUUCAUAUCUACAUCUGAUCCACCAUUUUCUAAUCCAUGGAGAGGAAGCAAAAACGAACAAGUUUCGUGAACGUGAGGCUACCGACGAUAACCUGGGCUAUCCCAAUUUUGAUGAGGAUGAAUUGUUGAAUAAACAAUGCCCUCAGAAUUUGGAGCUAAGAUGGCAGACUGAAGUUAGUUCUAGCAUAUAUGCAACACCAUUGAUUGCUGACAUCAACAGUGAUGGCAAGCUUGAUGUUGUUGUUCCAUCUUUUGUUCACUACCUGGAAGUUCUAGAAGGUUCUGAUGGAGACAAAAUGCCAGGAUGGCCUGCUUUUCAUCAAUCCACUGUUCAUGCAAGUCCACUCUUAUAUGAUAUUGACAAAGAUGGUGUGAGAGAAAUAGCUUUGGCUACAUACAAUGGCGAGGUGCUCUUCUUCCGGGCUUCAGGUUAUAUGAUGUCAGAUAAACUAGAGGUUCCUAGGCUAAAAGCUAAAAGGGAUUGGUAUGUGGGAUUGCAUCCAGAGGUAGUUGAUCGAUCACAUCCAGAUGUUCAUGAUGACCUACUUAAAGAGGAGUCUGCUGUUCACUCCAUACCUCAAGCAAACCAUACAUCUGAUGUGGAGGACAAUAAGGGAAAAGAGAAUGAAACACAGCCAAAACCUGAACCACCACAGAAUACAAUGAAUACUUCUUCAGAGGAACAUUCCGGAAGUCCACAGAAUGAGAGUGAUGCACAAAAUAAUACUAUUCCACAUAUCGAGUUGCCAAAUGACACACAUAAUAUCUCAUCAAUAUCUGCACCAGAGAAUCUAGAAGGUUCUAAUAAUGAAACAAAAACUGGAAGAAGGCUUCUAGAAGAAAACAUUAAUACCAAUGAUCACAAGGAUGUUCCUGUUGCAACUGUUGAAAACAAUGAAGCCCUUGAGGCAGAUGCUGAUCAAUCUUUUGAGCUGUUUCGUGACAAUGAUGAGCUGGCAGAUGAGUAUAGUUAUGAUUAUGAUGAUUAUGUUGAUGAAACAAUGUGGGGGGAUGAAGAGUGGACUGAAGCACAACAUGAAGCAUCUCAGAAUUAUGUCCAUGUUGAUUCACACAUUCUAUGCACACCUGUGAUUGCUGAUAUUGAUGGUGAUGGGGUUUCUGAGAUGAUUAUUGCAGUGUCAUACUUCUUUGAUCAUGAGUACUAUGAUAAUCCAGAGCAUGUGAAGGAACUUGAUGGUAUUGAUAUUGGGAAAUAUGUUGGUGGAGGAAUUGUCGUUUUUAACCUUGAGACAAAACAAGUUAAGUGGACAGCAGAAUUGGAUUUAAGUACUGAUAGUGGGAAGUUGCGUGCCUAUAUAUAUUCCUCUCCAACUGUGGUUGAUUUGGAUGGUGAUGGAUACCUUGACAUUCUUGUAGGAACUUCUUAUGGCUUUUUUUAUGUCCUUGAUCAUAAAGGCAAAGUAAGGGAGAAGUUCCCUCUUGAGAUGGCUGAAAUCCAGGGUGCAGUAGUGGCUGCUGAUAUCAAUGAUGAUGGAAAGAUUGAAUUAGUGACUACUGAUGUACAUGGAAAUGUUGCUGCAUGGACUCCUCAAGGUGUAGAAAUUUGGGAAGUUCAUCUUAAAAGCUUAAUUCCUCAGGGUGUGAGUGUUGGUGACGUGGACGGAGAUGGGCACACUGAUGUGGUGGUUCCAACCGUAUCUGGAAAUAUUUAUGUCUUAAGUGGUAAAGACGGGUCAUUUGUACGCCCGUAUCCAUACAGAACCCAUGGGAGAGUCAUGAAUCAAGUCCUCCUUGUUGAUUUGGGUAAACGAAAGGAAAAGAAGAAAGGACUUACACUCGUCACAACUUCAUUUGAUGGCUAUUUGUAUCUCAUCGAUGGACCUUCCUCAUGUGCUGAUGUUGUUGAUAUCGGCGAAACAUCAUAUAGCAUGGUGUUGGCGGACAAUGUUGAUGGUGGAGAUGAUCUUGAUCUUAUAGUGACAACCAUGAAUGGGAAUGUGUUUUGUUUUUCAACACCUUCUCCACAUCAUCCUCUCAAGGCAUGGAGAUCACAUAAUCAAGGACGAAACAACGUUGCAGCUCGUGUUGAGCGUGAAGGGGUGUACGUUACGCCUUCAUCCAGAACAUUCCGCGAUGAAGAAGGAAAGAAUUUUUGGGUGGAAAUUGAAAUUGUAGAUAAACACAGGGUGCCCUCGGGUUCUCAAGGCCCUUACAAUGUCACUACAUCGUUGUUGGUUCCGGGAAAUUACCAAGGGGAAAGAACGAUUAAGAAGAACGAGGUGUUUGAAAAGGCCGGGAAAUACAGGAUGAAGCUGCCGACGGUGGGUGUACGGACGACGGGAACGGUGGUGGUGGAGAUGACCGACAAGAAUGGAUUGUACUUUUCUGAUGAGUUCUCGUUGACGUUUCAUCUUCAUUACUACAAAUUGCUGAAAUGGCUGCUGGUGCUUCCAAUGAUUGGGAUGUUUGCGGUGCUGGUUAUCUUUCGACCACAGGAAGCCAUGCCUUUGCCUUCCUUCUCACGCAACACAGAGUUAUGACUUAUGAAAUGAGAGAUAACAAGAUAUAUAGUGGAAAACAAAAGAAACAGAAACGAUGUCGUUUUGUUUUUUGGUGUUGUUAGAUGGAGGAGUUGCAGAGUUGGGAAAAAGAAAAACAGUUCCCAUUUUAGUUUUUUUUUUUU